Messenger RNA from Prorocentrum cordatum, 337 nucleotides. The record is from the annotation of a GenBank genome assembly. Lineage: Eukaryota; Dinophyceae; Prorocentrales; Prorocentraceae.
GACACCGACAUCGUGGUGUGGGACAUUGUGGCGGAGAGCGGCCUCGCGCGGCUAAGGGGCCACGUCGACCAGGUCACCGCCCUGCUGCUCUGGGAGGGCGACGGGCUCGGCGGCGGCGGCGCGGCCCAGGCGCACCCGCGCGUCGUGAGCGCCUCCAAGGACCGCUUCGUCAGGAUCUGGUCGGUGGAGCUGCAGCUGUGCCUCCAGGUGCUUCCCGAGCACCAGGGAGAGGUGUGGUCCCUGGCCCUCAACGCCGCCCAGACGCGCCUGGCCGCUGGCUCCGCCGACGGGUUCCUGCGCCUGUGGGCGCUCGACGCCGCGGCGCAGAGUGCGGCAG